This is a messenger RNA of Aspergillus alliaceus, 993 nucleotides long. It is a transcript of the gene cyp3, whose product is annotated as putative peptidyl-prolyl cis-trans isomerase. Lineage: Eukaryota; Fungi; Ascomycota; Eurotiomycetes; Eurotiales; Aspergillaceae. The transcript has 4 exons. Gene Ontology annotation, biological process: protein peptidyl-prolyl isomerization; protein folding. Bases 356 to 889 code for a protein of 177 amino acids. The record is from RefSeq and is a predicted model, not a curated record. Gene Ontology annotation, molecular function: peptidyl-prolyl cis-trans isomerase activity. Gene Ontology annotation, cellular component: intracellular membrane-bounded organelle.
CGUGACUUACUGGGUUCAAUACUACCUCAAUAAAAGGAAAUUAUUUUCCGUAUGAUAAUAGUGGAGAGAUCCGUGUAUAUUAUGGAAUGCAUGUCUGGAUAUAUGUUCAUAUUCUCAAGUCAAAUCAAAGCUGGUUUUUUAAAGUGGAGUCCCAUGAAGUCUAUACUCCAUAGGUUUUCCUCCAGCCUUCCCUUUUUCUUUACGAUUAGAUACUCCUACUGUUGGUAGAAAAGUCAAGAUAUUUUUUUCCUCCUCACUCUACUUGGAGUACUACAAUUGCCAAUUUUGUCACAUAUCCUUGUUGAAAGUAGUGAACACGAGCAGAUUUUGCUUUCAGCUUGCGCAAAUUCGAAAAAUGAAUAGCCAACCUGAGAACCCCAACCCUGUUGUCUUUUUCGACAUCACUCUAGGUGGAGAGUCUCUGGGCCGUAUUAAGAUGGAACUCUUUGCCAGUAUCACCCCACGAACAGCAGAAAACUUUCGCCAAUUUUGUACUGGGGAAAGCAAAAGCCCCCAAGGACGACCUCAAGGAUACAAGAAUAGCAAAUUCCAUCGAAUAAUCAAGGAUUUUAUGAUACAAGGUGGUGACUUUGUCAACGGAGAUGGCACAGGUUCUUGUUCCAUCUAUGGCACCGCACGGUUUCCAGAUGAGAAUUUCAUUCUAAAGCAUGACCGUCCAGGGCUAUUAAGCAUGGCAAACUCGGGGCCAAACACAAAUGGUUGCCAAUUCUUCAUUACAACUACUGCAACCCCCUUCCUAAAUAAUAAACACGUAGUGUUUGGACAAGUAGUGGAGGGAAUGGAUAUCGUGCGAAUGGUUGAAAAUACUCGUACAACUAGGGAUAAACCUAAUCAAGAUGUGGUCAUCGUUCAGUGUGGGGAGAUGUGAACGAUACUUCAUCAUUCCAUAACGUUUUGAACCCUACUAUAUAAAGAACUGCCGAAUUGUUAUGUAUUCACGAACCCAAAAAUGUCGUCACCCGCAAUCAUCGU